GCGGAGCGAGCGCCUCAAAUGCUCGGCUUUCUCAGCUGAUUGUCUCCAGCCGAGAGUUGUUUUCUGCCGCUGCGGAGCCGAGCCGAGCCGCGGCAGGAGGAGCCUGAGCCCCCCCCCGGGGGGUAGGGGGAGGCGGGCCCGAGGGCAGCCGCGGCCAGCGCGCGGGGCUGCGAGUCCUGCAGGGCACGGCGCUGCCCGGGGCCGCAGGCUGGGGCGGGCGGGAGGUCCGGGGAGGGCGCUUGGGCUGCUUCCUUCCCGCGCUCCCUCGCCGCUGCUCGCGUCCCCUGAUGAGGGUGUCAGUGCCGGGGCCGGCGGCCGCCGCGGUCCCCACGGCUGGCCGCGAACCCUCGACGCCCGGCGGGGGCGCCGUCGCGGCCUCGGGGACCGCGGUGCCCGGCUCGGUGCAGCUGGCGCUGAGCGUGCUGCACGCGCUGCUUUACGCGGCGCUCUUCGCCUUUGCCUACCUGCAGCUCUGGCGGCUGCUCCUGUACCGCGAGCGGCGGCUCAGCUACCAGAGCCUCUGCCUCUUCCUCUGUCUCGCGUGGGCAGCGCUCCGGACCACGCUCUUCUCGGCCGCCUUCUCCCUCAGCGGCUCGCUGCCCGUGCUGCGGCCGCCCUCUCGCCUCCACUUCUUCCCGCACUGGCUGCUCUACUGCUUCCCCUCCUGCCUCCAGUUCUCCACGCUCUGUCUCCUCAACCUCUACCUGGCAGAGGUCAUAUGUAAAGUCAGAUGUGCUACUGAACUUGACAAACACAAAAUUCUACUGCAUUUGGGCUUUACACUGGCAAGCCUCCUCUUCUUAGCUGUGAACUUGACCUGUGCAAUGCUAGUCCAUGGAGAUGUCCCAGAAAAUCAAUUGAAAUGGACUGUGUUUAUUCGAGCAUUAAUUAAUGAUAGCUUAUUUAUUCUUUGUGCCAUCUCUUUAGUUAGUUACAUAUGCAAAAUCACAAAAAUGUCAUCAGCAAAUGUCUACCUCGAAUCAAAGGGUAUGUCUCUGUGCCAGACUGUCGUCGUCAGCUCUAUAGUCACUCUUCUCUACUCUUCCAGAGCUUGUUAUAAUCUGGUAGUGAUCACCAUAUCACAGGAUGCAUUAGAGAGUCCGUUUAAUUAUGGCUGGGAUAAUCUUUCAGAUAAGGCUGGUGGAGAAGAUAGAAGUGGAGGAGACUACAUCGUCUUUGGAAUGGUCCUCUUUCUGUGGGAGCACGUACCAGCAUGGUCAGUGGUACUGUUUUUCCGGGCACAGAGAUUAAACCAGAAUCUGGCACCUGCUGGCAUGGGAAGCAGCCACAGCUACAGCUCCAGAGCUUUCUUUUUCGACAAUCCAAGACGGUAUGACAGUGACGAUGACCUGCCAAGACUGGGGAGCUCUCGAGAAGGAAGUUUAUCGAACUCGCAGAGUUUGGGCUGGUACGGCACCAUGGCAGGGUGUGGCAGCAGCACCUUCCCGGUCACCCCCCCACUGAAUGGACCUGUAACGGACACUGCUCCUUUGCUCUUCACGUGCAGUCAUUUAGAUAUGAGGAAUCACCAUAGCUUGUAUGUAACUCCACAAAACUGAGGGCUUCCCCACAGCAGGAGUCUUGAACUGUUUUCCAUGAAUGUGUAUGUGUAUUCAACAUCUUUAAAAGCAUCUACAUCAACAUUGCAUCAUCUAUUGCAACUAGCAAAAUCUGGAAAUACAGCUGUGUUUCGUGGAGAACCUCAAAACACAGCUGUUUGUUUUGACCUCUGCAUAGUGAAAUUCAAAGUUUGGAGGAGAGAUUAGAUGCUAAGGUACUCGAUGACCUCAGAACCUCCUAACUUUGAAUGUCCAACGCACAUUUGCAUAUUUGCACUUUUACCUAUGUUCAGAAAGAAUACUCUGCAGUCCCCAAAGCCACACUUGAGUAUUCACGCCAGAAUAUUAUUGUAUACCAGAUCGGAAGGCAGUUUUUCCACAAGAAUCAAAACCUAGAAAUUCAAAGGUGCACUCUACAUGGAACCCUUACCCAAUUACAGCUUUAAAGUAUGAUCAGUGCACAGAGUUAAGGCUUAAAAGUGUAUCAUUCUUUUUAAAAAUAUGCAACAUAGAAGACAGUUUUUUAAAGCAUGCUUUGAAAAAAUGUCAAUUGAAAUUACUCCAUUCUUUUAAACAAGUGAUAGUGGAAACCCUUCAUGGUGCUGCUGGCUGGCAGUAUUCUUUGGAAAGCCAGAGGAGUCUCUUCAAGAGGAACAAUAAGCCAGUGGAGACUGUGUGGCUUUGAGUAGGACUGGUCACGUGGCUAUUUUGUAUGGCUAAGGUGAGUAGCAGUUGAAGCAUGAUUCUUCCAGAAGCAAUAGUGACUUUUGCAUAGGGAGUUGCAGUAGAACUUCUUGGGACUAACUAAACAAGUUUACAGAUGCAUUGAGGGAUUGUUCAUUAAAGAAGUGCUAGGUUAAAAACGGUAUGCUUUCAAACGGUAUUCAGUUUAUCUGAAAGAGAUGGAGCACAUCCCACCUACUGAGUCAAGAUUGUCCUCAGGUAAAUUAAAUCAUGAGACAUUUUGCAGUGAGCUAAAGUGCAAUACUUUAUAAAAUGUAUAAUCCCGCCUUUAUUUUUCACAUUUUAUACCUUGUAUAUGGGCUAAGCCAGAUUAAAUGAAUUCCAAUCAAUUCCAGCACUGGAUGAGCAAACGAGAGAAGAGUAAGAGGUUAACAUUGGGACAGUUUAGGAUGUCAUUAAAACUGUCUUAAACAUGCUGUAAGCGGUGUGCUUGUGCACGCAUGUGUAUUCAAGCACACAACAGUAGGCCAAGAUAACACAAUUUAAAAAUGCACUUUCUACCUGUGUCUAUAUGGAAAGCAGAUGCUGAAUACCUCAGAUUCCGAGGGGACAGGCAGCUUAGGUGUCACACAGGUGAAGACCCCACACAGGAUCUGCCAGCUGCUUUGGAACUGGGACGAACACAGCUGCCCUCUUCUGUCUACUGUGACUAGAAACUGUCUUAUUUGUACUCAUACCUAAAAUCUAUCAGCUUUUUAACAACUAAUGCAGCAACUUCACAAAAGUAUAUGUGAAUCUUUAGAAACAUAUUGUUAAUCCUUUCUAUCUUUUGAGAGGAUGGUACAAAGCCAAAUACUUUUCUUCUUUUUAUGAACAACCGAUUUUAAAUUCAAUCAGAAGCAUACUUAUAAAUGCACAGCAUCUGUUUAUAAGUUCUUACUGUAACAAAUGAAUCUUUUAUAGUACAGAAGUUAGCCUUGGUACUAUGAUGACAACCUAACAAUAGUCUACAACUGUGGAUUUCUUUUCAGUUUUUCGGUUUCUCAGAAUGCCAGGUGUUUAUUUUGAUGAUGUUAAUUAAGUAUCUAACUAUUGUCUUUGAUAUUUUUUUCUAAUUAAGCCUCUCUACACAAACAUCCUGGUUGACAAAGUAAACAAAGAUUACUUAACUCUUUCAGAUAAAGUAUCUUAGUUCUUUUUGCUGCACUGGUUGACUACACUGAAUUUGAUAUUUAUUAGUUUAUUAUAUUUAUCAGUGACUCAAGUACCUAAAUUCUCAUUUUGCUUUGUUUUGAAACGGAGUCUCUCUGUGUAGUCCUGGCUGUCCUGGAACUCACUGUGUAGACCAG
Messenger RNA from Peromyscus leucopus (white-footed mouse), 3592 nucleotides. It is a transcript of the gene Gpr137c, whose product is annotated as G protein-coupled receptor 137C. NCBI's taxonomy places the organism in Eukaryota, Metazoa, Chordata, Mammalia, Rodentia, Cricetidae. The record is from RefSeq and is a predicted model, not a curated record. Bases 288 to 1559 code for a protein of 423 amino acids. The transcript has 7 exons. Gene Ontology annotation, biological process: positive regulation of TORC1 signaling. Gene Ontology annotation, cellular component: lysosomal membrane.